Alexandromys fortis (reed vole) is the source of this 2246-nucleotide messenger RNA. RefSeq names its product keratin, type I cuticular Ha1. The transcript is spliced from 7 exons. The coding region runs from base 495 to 1964 and encodes 489 amino acids. The record is from RefSeq and is a predicted model, not a curated record. NCBI's taxonomy places the organism in Eukaryota, Metazoa, Chordata, Mammalia, Rodentia, Cricetidae. Gene Ontology annotation, cellular component: cytoskeleton. Gene Ontology annotation, biological process: intermediate filament organization; epithelial cell differentiation. Gene Ontology annotation, molecular function: structural molecule activity.
CGGACCUCUUUCAAAACUGUCUCUUCUUCCAGAAACUUCUCUGUUGUCAAGGUGAUUAUUAAAGUCCCUACCAUUCUCUUAAGUGGUCCUGUAAACCACAAACAUCUCUCCAACCUUCAGAGCUAAGGUUCAGGUCAGCCCAAAUCCCCACCACUGUCACCCAUCUUUGGCCUGGAAUAUGGCACCAUGCAGAGAGUUGUCUCUCGUCACAAGGAGAAAGAGUUGAUGGUUGUAACUGAAUGCAGUGUCUUCCUUCAAGCAAUCCAUCUUUCUGUCUCUCUCUCUGGAAACGUCAGGUUAGCUAGGACAUAAGGUUGACUAUGGGCCUUCAGCAUCUUGUAACACAAAAGAAUGCCACUGGCUGGACCAACACCCGAGUGACCAGGGCUGGACCAUGUGGCUUCUUUGAAGCUCUACCGCAGAACUCUGAUUUCAUGGGUGUAAUGGCUGACGAAGAGUCCUGACUUAGCAGGAAGCUCGAGUAAAGAAUUUUUAUGGGAUCAGGGACUCCUCUGAGGGAGGCAAAUGACAGACUGAUGGAGAGGGCGUCUGAAAACCAGCGAAGAAGUACAAAGAAAAAAGAUUUUACAUACUGUGUCCACACCCUCUGGAGAAGGGUUAUAAAUUCUCACCAGAGGAAGGACACCCAGAGCUCUGAGGCUUGGAGAAUUCACAUUGUGUCUUCAGCCAGGCACCUCACUCCCUCCAGCACCAUGCCGUACAACUGCUGCCUGCCCUCCUUGAGUUGCCGCACCAGCUGCUCCUCCCGGCCCUGUAUACCCAACAGCUGCCACAGCUGCACCCUGCCCGGGGCCUGCAACAUCCCUGCCAAUAUCGGCAACUGCAAUUGGUUCUGUGAGGGCUCCUUCAAUGGCAACGAGAAGGAGACCAUGCAGUUCCUGAAUGACCGCCUGGCCAGCUACCUGGAGAAGGUGAGGCAGCUGGAGAGAGAGAAUGCCGAGCUGGAAAGUCGGAUCCAGGAGAGGAACCAGCAGCAGGACCCUCUGGUGUGCCCUGCCUACCAGGCCUACUUCAGGACCAUCGAGGAGCUGCAGCAGAAGAUCCUGUGCAGCAAGUCUGAGAACGCCAGGUUGGUGGUGCAGAUUGAUAACGCCAAGCUGGCUGCCGAUGACUUCAGGACCAAGUAUGAGACCGAGCUGUCCCUGAGGCAGCUGGUGGAGUCUGACAUCAAUGGCCUGCGCAGGAUCCUGGACGAGCUGACCCUGUGCAAGUCUGACCUGGAGGCUCAGGUGGAGUCCCUGAAGGAGGAGCUGCUGUGUCUCAAGAGGAACCACGAGGAGGAAGUCAACACCCUGCGCUGCCAGCUUGGAGACCGCCUCAACGUGGAGGUGGACGCUGCUCCCACUGUCGACCUGAACCGUGUGCUCAAUGAGACCAGGUGUCAGUACGAGGCCCUGGUGGAAACCAACCGCAGAGAAGUGGAGGAAUGGUUCACCACACAGACCGAGGAGUUGAACAAGCAGGUUGUGUCCAGCUCAGAGCAGCUGCAGUCCUGCCAGGCAGAGAUCAUCGAGCUGAGACGCACAGUCAAUGCCCUGGAGAUCGAGCUGCAGGCCCAGCACAACCUGAGAAACUCUCUGGAAAACACCCUGACAGAGAGCGAGGCUCGCUACAGCUCCCAGCUGUCCCAGGUGCAGUGCCUGAUCACCAACGUGGAGUCCCAGCUUGGUGAGAUCCGGGCUGACCUGGAGCGUCAGAACCAGGAGUACCAGGUGCUGCUGGACAUCCGGGCCAGGCUGGAGUGUGAGAUCAACACGUACAGGGGCCUGCUGGAGAGCGAGGACUGCAAGCUACCCUGCAAUCCCUGUGCCACAACCAAUGCAUGCGGCAAGCCCAUUGGGCCCUGUGUCUCCAAUCCCUGCACUCCGUGCCCACCCCCUGCCCCUUGCACACCUUGUGUCCCACGUCCCCGCUGUGGGCCAUGCAACUCCUUUGUACGCUAGAACCUGGGAGAUGCCAAAGGCGCAAGGGUACAGGGCUUAGCGCUCCAGAGCUCUGACCUGGUUCUGGUUCAUUCCACAAAACAGGCGUAAAAACACAGAAUAGCCAGUGCAACCCUGGAAUGACAGCCCCAGAAACUGUGCCUUCAGCUGCUGUAUCCUCUCUAGACCAUUGUCUGCCUGCUUUUUCCUUCAGAGGGACCUGGCUCUCCCUUGGCUCAUCUGGAGGACUCUGAAGUGCCAGCUGCCCUCCCUUGUAAUCUCACAAUAAAUGUUUUCCUGCCA